UCCGUGUCUCCCCCUUUCUCUCUGUCUCCCUCUCUCAUUCCCUCUCUCCGCUGCCAGAGAGAGAGAUGAUCGGAGAAGAGGAGUCUCAGUGAACAGAGUGAAGCGAUGGAGAGAUGCUCCAUCUCUCCUGCCGCACGACUGACUGCCCUCAUCUCCCUUCUCCUGGCCGCCCUGCUGGUACGGCCCUCCACCUGUAACCGUGACGACAUUGAGGGCGAGGAACAGGUGGACGCCCUGUCCGUCCAGCUGUCCGUCACGGCCCAGGUCACACCCACACCUCUGUGGGCGGUGGUCUGGGGUCCAACGCAACCCCUGGAGGAUGAGACCUACCAUUUCCUCUCUGGCCAGGAAACCGACCACCUGCGCCUGCAUGGGAGUCAGCAGGAGGACAGCACCGCCACGGCCGAGAACUGGCCUUAUCCCGACGCAAGCUUGCAGCCCCAAGAGAAGGCGCCGCUGGAGUCCAGGGACCAGGAGGGAGCGGAGGACGGAGGAACGGAGGCGGAGGAGACGGAGCUUGAAGAAGUGGACCCUCAGUUCUACGUCACCGUGACCAUCUCCUCGCUGCUCAUCCUGACAGCAGUCGUCAUUACGGCCAAACUCUGUUACGAUCGCAGCUGUUCCCAGCAUCCACCCCCGCUUUCCCGUGGCGUGCCCCCCCCUCUCUCCCUCGCACUUCCCCGUUCCCUCGCUUCGGAGGACAGCCGGCAGACGCUGCACAGCGCCUCCUCCUCCUUCACCGACAGGGAGAGGAUCCCAGUAGUGAACCUCUGAGGUGACUGUUUUUCCAUAUGGUAAACUUUAUACGGAGCCCGAGGAGGAACGUCACCAUGACCAGAGGGUGUGCCCGGAGUGCCGUUUUAUUUUCUCUGAAACUGUGAAAUGAAUUCAGGGAUCCCAGGUAUCCAGCCAUCACAAAACUCCCUGGCUUCCCUGAGGUUUAAAAUCAUCUGAGCUCAUCUCCCUGCUUCUCACCCCCUCCUUCCUCUUGCUGUAAAUUUCUUUUGUGGUUCUGCGUCACUGUGACCCGUCCUGUUUUCCACCGAUUGUGCACCCCGAGCUCUGCCAAGCUCCCGAUAGCUCCUCACUUCGACCUGCCACGGCUAAUUCACAAACAAGCAGUUUAACAGCCAUGUGGCAUCUCAUUACCCCUGAAAUUCCCUACCUGCGCUUCCCCGAAUGUUUCCAGUGAUUCGGCUGAGCACGUGGGGCUGUUCAGUGUCGGUGCCAACCCAGCGGACUCUUUUCAUGAAGCGACAAACUCAGUUCGGUUUAAGCGGGCGCGCACGUCUGGCGUGUAAACGGUUAAAAAUCCAUUCUUAGCAUCUCCAAACGCUGAACGGGGUAUUUCACAAAGCUGUUUGGCACGGCUGUAGCCAACAGGCAAUGUGUUUAACAUGUCACGCUCCAAAAACUGCUGUUUAUUCCCCGCUUUGGGCGCCUGAAAUGCAAAUAGUGCGGCUCUUUUCCUCUGCAGUAUGUAGAGGAGUCUGUUUCGUUCCUGUUUUGCCUCAUGAUUUGUUCUCUUAAUUAUAUCGGGCUAACGUUCACCUCUUUGUGGAACACUUUGUUCUCCCUGACCUGUGUAGAGCACCCCGAGAGGUGGAGGUAAAGUAUACCAAACGUGAAUUAAUGGAUAGAAGAACCAUCUCUGUUGAGAAUCAAGGCUUUCCAAAGGUUCGGGCGGUACGCCACAAAGGCAGAUUGAUGUCGUCAUGGAAAUGAGCGUCAGUGAAGUGCACAUGUGAUUAAAGGACUGGUGUCACUACAGCAAGAUUUGUUUUCAGUAUCUCAAUCUGGAAAGCUGGCCCACCAUCACUUCCCCGUAUGUCGUUAUCAGCCGUCAUGAAUGCGCCAAGGGAACGUAGUGCAUCUAGGAGCAUCACUUCUGUAUCUCCACUCAAUCUGCAUGAAUUCGGCGAGAAAAUCUGUCAGAGUCGCUUCAGAUCUUUUAUUUAUAAAAUGUCUAUUUAUCUAUCAGUGAGUGGCGUCUUAUAGAAUGUCUCAAAGCCAAAAGCCACUGUGUGUUUGGCGACUUUUCUAAGCGGCUUUGAGACAUGAACCCCCAGCUAUACACAUUUCCACUACAGACAUAGUGCUGCUGGCGUCAUGCGUGGCUCGUGCAAUCCUCCAGAUAUCCAGUCUUGUGAAUUUUAGUAGCAUUCCUGUAGAAAUGUGGUCUUUCUGUACCAUGGAACUUCAAUAAAUACUCAACACUGGCGUUUUA
Messenger RNA from Mugil cephalus (flathead mullet), 2227 nucleotides. It is a transcript of the gene pianp, whose product is annotated as PILR alpha associated neural protein. The coding region runs from base 106 to 774 and encodes 222 amino acids. Gene Ontology annotation, biological process: regulation of immune response. The transcript has 6 exons. Lineage: Eukaryota; Metazoa; Chordata; Actinopteri; Mugiliformes; Mugilidae. The record is from RefSeq and is a predicted model, not a curated record. Gene Ontology annotation, cellular component: membrane.